This is a messenger RNA of Pectinophora gossypiella (pink bollworm), 8146 nucleotides long. RefSeq names its product polycomb protein suz12-B (gene Su(z)12). Gene Ontology annotation, molecular function: chromatin DNA binding. The record is from RefSeq and is a predicted model, not a curated record. Bases 61 to 2319 code for a protein of 752 amino acids. Gene Ontology annotation, cellular component: ESC/E(Z) complex; nucleus. The transcript has 10 exons. Lineage: Eukaryota; Metazoa; Arthropoda; Insecta; Lepidoptera; Gelechiidae.
CAAGUCAACGAACCGAUGAACUUGGCGGUUUCGCUAAUUUAUUAGAUAAAAAAUACAGAAAUGCCUCCCAAGAAGCGUGAUAAAGAUAGUGAAACAACUAAGAACUCCAAAAUUGACCACUUACAAGCUGACCAUGAGUUAUUUUUGCAAGCGUUUGAAAAGCCGACACAAAUAUACAGAUUCCUCCGAACACGAAACAUGCUGUCGCCGAUAUUCCUCAACAGAACUUUGUCGUAUAUGAAGCGUAGGAUGUCGAGAAGUAAUAAGAGCCGUGUCGGCUUCAAAGUGGACUCGCUUCUUGAGAAGAUAACCUUAAAGAAGAGCACUGAACUGCAACCAAACAGUCUGGGAGGUUAUAUGACUCUCACAUUUCUAGGAUUUUAUGAUAAGAGUCUGGAGGACCCUAGAGACUUUCAAGUGAAAGUGGAGACAUUGUUGCUGAAGAUAUGCCACAAAAAGAGGAAAGAAAGUUCCUCAGCUAUUGUUGAAGUUUCUGUUGGUAGUUGUUCGGUCCCCCUCAACCCAUCCACAUCAGAGCCUCCAGCAAUGGCAUCUGCAGUAAGCAUUUCAAGCGACACAUUCAGCCCGUCUCAGGGUCCCAACGUGAAGUCCUACAUGCUAAUGCUGCGAGUGACUGUCACCAGGGCUUCCACCAACACUGCCAAUGGUGCUGGGACUAGUGAAAUUACUAAUGGUGAUUGUGAUGAGCCCGUAACAAAACGCCUGAAGUCAUCAUCGGAUCUCAACUCAACACCAGAAAAUAAAUGGAGCAAGCUUUACGGUAGUGAGCUGAUAGUGUAUGACAAACACAAUCGCUGUCUGCUUACCAACGGAGAGUAUGACCUGGUGCUACAUGACGCUACUCCUGGUGGCAGAAGUGCUACCAUAGCCCGCUCGCCGCAUAAAGCGCUCAUGGCGCAGUGGGAGACUAUACCUAAUGAAAACGACAUACAAACAGAAUCAAAUCCAUUCGACGUGUUCAAAGUGCGACCUCUCCUGAAACUCAAGUUGAGUUGGAGUCAAGAGCCCACCAAUGGUUUGGUGAACCGACCCAAGUUGUACCAACAAACUAGCGAUACUAAUGGCGUCAAGAAGGAAUCGAGCAAAGAAAAGUCCUCACUGCAGAAAAGCGGCUCUAGUGAUAGUAAAAAUGGCGACAAAUCCAAGUGCGACGGGGACGAGAGUAAGAGGCAACAGAUAAUCUACCAGUUCCUGUACAACAACAACUCGCGGCAGCAGACGGAGGCCUGCGACGACCUGCACUGUCCGUGGUGCUCCCUCGACUGCGGGACCCUCUACUCGUUGCUCAAACACCUCAAACUCUGCCACUCCAGGUUCAACUUCACUUACUUUCCAAUACCUGGAGGAGCGCGCAUAGACGUGUCUAUCAACGAGUUGUACGAUGGUUCGUAUACAGGGUCGCCUCAUGACUUGAUUGCGGCGCAGGGACGAGGCAGUGGCACAGGGCCCCGAGCCGGGCCGACGCGCAGGACGUCUCUCACGCACGUGCUGGUGUGGCGGCCGCGCGCGCGGCGCCGUCUCCAGAAGCACAGCCUCGCGGAGUUCUUGGAGCUGGACGACAACGAGGUCGGGGAGGCGCAGCGGCCCUACCUUACUGGACAUAACAGACUUUAUCAUCACACGAUAACCUGCCUGCCUGUCUACCCUAACGAGCUGGACAUAGACUCGGAGAGUGAGACAGACCCUCUGUGGCUGCAACAAAAAACUAUGAUGAUGAUAGACGAGUUCACCGACGUCAACGAAGGUGAAAAGGAACUCAUGAAAAUGUGGAACCUUCACGUCAUGAAGUACAACUACGUCGGUGACUGUCAAAUACCAAUCGCUUGCCAAAAGUUCCUCCAAAUGAAGGGCAAGGAACUACUAGAGAAAAACUUGUAUAGGAACUUUAUACUCCACAUGUGUUCAUUGCACGAUUUCGGGUUGCUGAGCCCGGUCGUGCUGUACCAAACUGUUCAAAUGCUCAACCAAAUGUUAGCGGACAACGCGGAGGCCAAAGAGAAGAUGAGGGAGUCGUUGAAGGCCCAGAGGGAACACUGGCACGCCGUGGGUAAGUACCAGCAGCCGGUCGUAAUCGAACAGAAGCCCCAGGUGGCCACCGCCAAGUUGAACAACGCCGAGGCCUCGCCCUCGGUCAGGAGAAAGACGUCCAAUCUUCAAAACGCUAACAGGAUGGCUAGUAACUUCAAUAAGUCUGCCAGCCCGGCGCCCGGCGUCGUCGACACUAAGCGCAAGAUGUCGUCUGGCAGCAUACAGAGCCGCAAGCGCUCCUCUAUAUCAGAGCGCAAGAGCUCUGUAUAGCGCAUGCGUAGCACCCGCGGACCCAAAACUUCAGAGUCCCCCGACUCUCUCUAGAACAAUUUUUUUAAUGAUCUUAUCCACGUUUAUUGCAUAAUUGUUGUAAUUGGCGCCAUAUCAAUUGACUUUUUUUUAUUUUUUUAUUAUCGUAAAUCUUCUUGUGAUUAGGUAAUAUAAUUUCGUUACUGCCCAUAUUUUAUAAUAAGCAUUCACGCAAAGUCCAUUAAAUGGAUGUUGAUAGUUAAGUUUCUAAAUUAUGCCGUAGGUAUUUACUUCCUGCUUUUAAUCUUCAAUGUGGAACUUCAUGCGACUCUUUGCUUAGUAAAUUACCGAAAUGUAUUAUUAUUUGCUGAAACCAAAAUGACUGUCAAUAUGAGUGUUGUCGUGUGUAGAUUUUUUACUCAGAUACAAGUGAAAGUUGGAUGAAUAAAAUGACCAGCAGACCUAGCACGCUAUGUAAGCGCGACGCGACACGACGCGAAAUAAAAUAAGGUCCUUGGUACACGCGACCACCGGGACAUCCGCGAUUUAAAAAAAUAGUUUAUUUAGGUAAAAACUUAGACAUUAAUAUGUCGCACUCCAAAUGAAAUAUCUUAUUUUUGUAUAUUGCUUAUAGAAGAGCUAAGAGAAAGAAAGAACAGAUACCAGUUUUCAUAAGAAAUGAGAAAGUUGAUAGUUGUUGAUACAUACAUACAUACAUAAACUCACGCCCGUAAUCCCUAAUGGGGUGGGCAGAGCCACAAGUAAUCAAAGACAACUUGCAGCCACUGUUCAUACGAAGUCCUAAGCUGGAUAUGAUGAACCUUAUGGUGAUAAGGGAUCAGCCUAUCGCCCAUAACAUUAGUCCAUUAUGUUAGAGGACACAAUCCCUCUGUCGGUUUUUACGACAUGCCCGGGAAGACAAGCAGCUGAACGUGUUCUAUGUUUUUUAUUUGCUCCCAGAACAGCAUAGAAGCCUAGUUGUUGAUCAUUUUUGUGAAAUUGUGUGACACUCUUUUCAUAUCGUCGCGUGAACGAGGAACCUUAACUCGACUGUCAAAUUUGACAACUCGCUUUGACAUUUACUCGCUUUCCUCGCGCAGUUAGCGUACUAGGCCUGCAGGGUGCUUUAAAAGCCCACAUUCAAAUAAUUCACGUAAAAAAAGCAACAUUGUUAUUUGAUAUUUCUUGACAUUGCGCACUCAAUUUAACCUUUUUAAGGCCGAGAUUGCCAGACACAAUAGUUAAACAAUGAAGUUUGGGUUUAAAAAGGACUUUCGGUCUUAGGACUUUAAUAUGCGCAAAUGUCAAAUUGCAAUGUUGCUUUUUAAAUGAAUUGCUUCGAUAUGGCCUUUUUAAGCACCCAGAGCAUGUAAUUGACGUAUAAACUGUGAUUUAUCAAUCAAAAAAAAAAACUGAAAUCCGUAAAAUAAUUAAAACACAUAAUAACGGGUUCUUACCGCGUUUAAAUGGGGAUAUGAGACUCCCGAUAUUAAGAACCCGUAAGCACCCGUAAGAACCCGUUAUUAUGUGUUUUAAUUAUGAUAAUAACCGCGUAAACUUAAAACAAUCCGUAAAAUGUUCACUUAACUCAAAAUAAUAGGGUAUACUGUUAGUUGUAGUCGAAACAAACUGUGUUUAGGCUAGCAAUAAUUGUAACAACGAUACCUCAUUGGUUAGAAAUGAUUUUGAUAGCGUCGCGCGUCGUGACUCGUAUAGCUAGUUUUUUCAUAGUAAUAACAGUAAAAUAAGUGAAUUUAAGCAAUGUCAUAGAAUAACGAGUAAUACUACGUGUAGAGCAACUUUCGCAGAGGCCGGUCAUAGGAUGGGUGACCACAAAAAAAAAAAAGUUUUCAUCUCGAGCUCCUCCGUGCUUCGGAAGGCACGUUAAGCCGUUGGUCCCGGCUGCAUUAGCAGUCGUUAAUAACCACCAAUCCGCACUGGGCCCGCGUGGUGGUUUAAGGCCCGAUCUCCCUAUCCAUCCAUAGGGAAGGCCCGUGCCCCAGCAGUGGGGACGUUAAUGGGCUGGUGAUGAUGAUGAUGACUACGUGUAGAACGGCAAGUCUCCGCUCCUCACCAGCGGCUGAGCUAGGUUUAUAAACCCCCCCCCCCCCCCCCCCCCUCCGGUCUUACCUUCAAACGUAUGGCCGACACACAGAUGCGCGUGUACGAUAACUCAAUGUGGAGCGUCUGUGUAAAACAACGUGUUUUGUAUGAAGUGUCCGGAGUGUGGUAACGUGUAGUGAAUGCGUCACUUGGGUACAAGCCUGACUCGCUAUUUGUAGUAGCUUACAGUGCAGGAUAUUUGGAUUGAACAGUUAUUUGGUAGCCACGCCUACACUUGACAUCCCUUUUCACAUUAGACGUAUAUUAGCGAGCGAUAGUGGGCGUUACACGGCCUACACGAUCAAUUGUAAUGGAUUCCAGACUGACUUUUAGUCGCUAUGUGAAUCGUAAUCUCAUAAAUUAUGGUUUGGCACACCAAAAGGUGAGAAGAACGCAAGUCCGCUUUCAAACAGCGAUGCGGUGUGACACACUUCAUAUAUAGUUUCUUGUAUUACAACAUGCACGGACCCGCACUCAGGGUGGUAUUAAUAAACUAAUCUCAGCUGAGACUGCCCUUAAGAUCAUGCUCAAGUCCCUGUUUUUAUAUAAGAACUGUCACAUUGACAUGAUCUUGAGAGCAGUCUCAAAGCUGAGAUUAGUUUAUUAAUACCAGCCUUAAACUACGCAGUUUCUGGCCUGCAUUUGGUAACGCAUGCGUUUCCGGCCAAGUAGUUAAUACUAUCUGCGGCAAAUCUACUAUAAGUCACGUCAAAAAAAGGUAACGCAUGCAUCUACGACAAUAUCAAUGUGUAGUGUGCCGAAGGUUUUUGGACAAUUAGUUCUUGAUUCUACUAUUAGGCACCGUUACAAAGGCAAACUGGAUUAACAGGCCACGAUCGAAUAAUUUCAUAUAAACGACACCCUUUUGGCGAUCAAAUGCAGUAAAAGCCAUUUGUGCAAAAAUCUACUGUAAACUCACAUUUGCACACUUUCUUUUGCGACGGAAAAUUCCACUUGAUAUCAACUCGGAAUCAUUCUGAAUCAUGCCUCACAGCUCAAUCUAAGUAAGGGCGCAUACAGACCAUGGACGAUGGUAUCGACGGCGUCUGAUUUUAGUUUCAUAUAAGUAAUUGUGCUGCUCGGAAGGCACGUUAAGCCGUUGGUCCCGGUUACUACUGAUAUAAGUACGUACCUAGUCGUUACAUGAGCCAUGUCAGGGCCCUUUAGCGGCUCAAUAGUACGUUACGAUGUCACUGACACCUUAGUGAUGUUGGUUGCUGAGUUUUACUUUCAUAAAGAGUCUAGAGGCUCUACGUGACUUAUGUGGUUACCUUUACACCCGUGAAUGUAAUAAAUCUGAAUCGUGACCAUAGAUCGUGAGUCAGGGCACAUCGUGUAACGGCUGUCUUAGUAGACUGUUUUUGAUACUUUAUAUUUUUACAGUCGCGUUGACAAUGAACCGACAACAGUCCACCCGUCGCUUAGGCGCAGAUAUUGGACAUUUUCCAUACGUCUAUUGUAUGGGUGUUUUCGCACAACAUCGAAUCCAAGUCUGCCCCGAGACUGAAUGACGGAUCUGAAGAGGUCGUAGGACUAUAUGAAUGGUAGCUCAUGCACUGCAUCCGAUAUCUCUAAGAAAUUGUCUACUAUCCGUCAUUUAUAGGCUCGGAUAGGUUUCGGAUUGUAUGUAGUGUGAAAACGCUCUAACGGUUAAAUCGUUCUGUCCGCCAUUGGUGUCGAUUCCGGCAACAACAAACUUUAACUUGACGACUAAAACUAGCUGUAUCUCGUUCUUGUACGUAUUGUAAGUGAAGGACGGCACUAAUUUAAGCGUUGUCAAAGCUAAAGCUAGGUUAAGUUGGUGUGCGUCCGAAUAGCCCCUUUGGCUGCGCCUUAACCUUAACACACGCUGCGAAGUAGAAUACGAACACAAAUACAACUCACCCUUAAAUGGUGCUCUUAUUGAUACUACUCGUAAUCAGUAGCUAUAUCGGUAUAAUGUGAACACGGUCAAAUAUUCGUGUGUUUUUAUAUGAAUUUUAUACCUAUACCAGAUAAGAUAUUCGAGUUAGGUAUAGUCAUAGCAGUGAUAUUUUCAUUUUCAAAACGUAGGGCAUUGACGCACAAAAGGCAUUGUGAUAUCUAAAGGCGAGCUUAAUGAAAUUAAAGAAUGCCCGAGUUCAGCGUUUGACAUAAUAUAACAUCGCGCAUGUCACCUGACACCUAUACUCCUCGCUAGCUAUGUUAUUUCCGGCCAAGUAGUUAAUGCCAUCUGCGGCAAAUCUACAAUAAGUCACGUCAAAAAAAAAAGCUAGCUAUGUUUUAAGUUCCAUGUAAUAAGGGGUGAGCUUAUUGCCAUUAACCUCUCAUAUGCCGAGAUACCAGACACAAUAGAUUUUACAUUGUGUCUGGUCGAGAUCCGCGUUCCGGCGUUCGAAAGAUUAACCUGACAAAAAUCGUGGAAACCACGCGAUAUCAAUUAUAUAUGAUCCAAACAUGAAUUCCAACUUAAUGGUUUAGAGCCCCAACCGGGAUUCGAACCCGGGACAGUACGAUGUAAGUCACGCGAACAGGGGUAUCCCGUGAUAGCCUGCAUGCGCGUACAUAACUCCGUAGUUAUGCGCACGGAAUUAAUUUUCUCCAUUCCGACCGCUCGUAUAAUUUAUUCUUCUUCUUCAUCGUUCCCUCACUGCUGAGGAUCGCGACCACAGGUUAUGGUUUUCCACUCGGUACGGCUAUAUGAUGCGUGGACCGCCCUCUGUAUGCUGCCGCCCACCGUCUCCUUCAGGAUGUCAGACCACCUCGUAGGCCCUUCCUCGCGCACGUUUGCCAUCCAUUUGCCCAACGAUGAUUUGCUUCUCCAGACUGUGCUUCGGAGACCGCGUAAUAUAUGUCCGAAGAAGUUUAGGGCACGAUUCCGGCAUAUUGAGGAGAGCCGCGUCCUGAUCUUGAGCUCUUUUAAUAUUUUAAUAUGCGUAGCAACCUACGCCAAUAUAAUUUAUUCGCAUAACAGUUAAUAAUAUAAGCGGACAAGUGUAGGUGUGGUUUGAGUCGGUAUUAGACACCUCUAAUAAACCUUCAUAAGACUGCAGACUCAUUGCCUUAAGUAAUCAGUUGAAUAUACAGUCGUUUAUAAAUAAGACAAAUUUCGAAGCUCCCAACUCUCGAUUGAGCUUACAAAUUACAUUACAAAUAGCAAUAAUACAUUUUAAACUUUUAAUGUAUUCUUUAAUAAAAAGUGCUAAUGAUUUUUUGUGACAAGCCCUUAACAGACUGUUAACUAUUGUAAGUGGUACAAUAAAUAAGUUUUACAUUUAGUUAUGUAUUGGUGCUGAUUUCAGCAGUCACCUAAUUUUAAUUUAAGUUAUACCUGUCACUUUCUUAUCCGCUGAAAUAGAAAGGGACGGGUAAACGACAGGCAUAAAAUUUAUGGAACACAUGUCAGAACUUGAAAAACGCUCUCAAAAUUGUAUACUGGCCAAUAACCCGGCAGAAUUAAGUUGACAGCACAAGUCAAUUGAGUUGCAUAUCAGUGAGAUUCCUAUUACUCAUUGCUUUUAAAAUUAACAAUUGUCAAUCGUUCGUCCCUUUGCUUUUCUGCGGAUAAGAAAAUGACUGGUAUAACUUAAAAUAAAAUUAGGAGGCGUCUGCAUGGAUCGGGGCCUUUGUGCUUACGUUUAUCGUAUUUUAUGUACUCUUACAGCUACUUGAUUAAUUUUGAAUGUUAUUUUUAUAUUGUUCCGAUUUGACUUACGUUCAGUAAAUUACUUGUACUUAUGAAAUGAAAUAUACCAAUUAUUUUCAA